This is a messenger RNA of Triplophysa dalaica, 4795 nucleotides long. It is a transcript of the gene nudt19, whose product is annotated as nudix (nucleoside diphosphate linked moiety X)-type motif 19. The transcript is spliced from 3 exons. Gene Ontology annotation, molecular function: hydrolase activity, acting on acid anhydrides, in phosphorus-containing anhydrides. Bases 847 to 2064 code for a protein of 405 amino acids. Gene Ontology annotation, cellular component: mitochondrion. Lineage: Eukaryota; Metazoa; Chordata; Actinopteri; Cypriniformes; Nemacheilidae. The record is from RefSeq and is a predicted model, not a curated record.
UAACAUACAUACAGAUAAACUCCAAGUGUCCAGUUGCCAAAUGACAUAUAAAUAAACAGUAUGUUUAACACUGGCUUUGAAUGCUCUAUUCAGCCUGUGACUGACUUAGCUCCCUUCCCUAUCAUAUACAAAGGUUAUCCUCCUAUAUAAACGUUAUAUGUACGUCAAUCGGCAACUUUGCCUCGUUCAGUUGAUCUCGAUCCCUCUUAAGGAACAAUUUUGAAGCUAAUCCAGCUUGUACUACUGUCCAAGGUUGAUAAAGCACUCCAGCUUGAAGUGAUUCGUGCAAACAAGUAGGUUUUUACUCAUGCUUUCUGGGAGAUUUCCACUAUAAAUAAAAUAAACCCACUCCUGUCUCUUCCGAAGUUAGGACUCUGUGCAGCGACUACAUUGCAUGUUGCAUGUUGUCCACGAAUUUAAGCCAUGGCAGCGGGUGGAAUUGUGUAGAUUAAAGGGAGUUAAUAUUAUAAAAAGAUCCUGUUUUUACGUCACAACAGGAGCGAAAAUCUGAAAGGCUCGAUUUCUCACAUGCUUGCAGGGAAUGGAACUCCAAAACAAACUGACCGGGAUCUUGUUUUUCACGUUUUCUGGGUUGCACCGGGGAGCCGAUUAGAUCACUUAAACACAGAAAAAAAUGAUCCGACGACUCCUUUAAAUGAUAACUAAGCAAAGUUGAGAACGCUGUCAUUCAUCCGAUGCCGUAGAUGGCGCUCAAUCCCCAAACACAGAACAAAUAGACAUGUUUGUCUCUGUAUUGUCCUUGACGUCAUGUUAUGAUUAGUUGACCGAAGUCGAAAGUUUCUGCGUAAACGGGGUUUUACAGUAAUUAUGUAAGUCAGGUCAACAAUGAACACAGCGUUGAAACACUGGCGAGAGGCCGCGACGGUGAUCGUGACGGCCGGGAUGAGACACGCUCAGAGUGCGGAGUGUCUGAGAGCUGCUGUGGAUAAAGUCACUGCUCCGUCCUGUGUACCGCACACAUCCGCGUUUGACUACGAAGUCCUGCUGCUGAAACGAAGCGGUAAGAGCGGCUUCAUGCCCAACGCAUAUGUGUUUCCCGGGGGUCUGGUGGAUGCGUCCGACUUCUCGAGCGAGUGGCAGGACAUCUUUAAAUCCUUCCUUAAAGCGCCCAACUACGGCGUUGGAGUCGUGAAACAGCCACAGGAGACCAGGCCACCUAUUUUCGCCACUGACAGAGUUAAACUGGGGUCUCCCAUCCCGGGAGAUGUCGCAUUCAGAAUUUGUGCCGUGAGAGAGACCUUCGAGGAGUCUGGGGUGCUCCUGGUCGUUCCCAAACGCGAGGAAAGCAGUAUUUAUUUACACACGGGUAACGUUAAUGCACAUGACACCCAACCGGCCAUCACCAGAUUGAUCUUACCGUGGGACAAAGACGUGCUGUCUAAGUGGAGAUCUUUAGUUAUCAAUAACCCUGCUAAUUUUAUUAAUAUGUGCAAAGAGCUCCAGUGUCUUCCUAACAUCUGGGCUCUGCACGAGUGGGGGAACUGGUUGACUCCCACAGGUGUGUACAGCAAACACAGGAGAUACGAUACUGCCUUUUACAUCUGUUGUUUGCAGGAGACUCCGUAUACUCUUCAAGACGAGAAGGAGAUAAUUCACUUUAAGUGGUCCACUCCCUCUGAAGUGCUGCAUCGCUAUAAAUCAAGGGAAUUAUGGAUAGCGCCACCACAGCUCUAUGACCUCGGACGAAUGUGCCGCUUUCCUGCGCUCAUGGAGCUGCAUCACUUUGCCUGUCAGAGGUCUCUGGAGGGCUGUGAGCAAUGGCUGCCUAUUAACCUCAUUUCUGAUAACUACAUCAUAUCUAUUUUGCCAGGUGAUGAUCUGUACCUAGAGAACGUGGACUGUUCUGGAAAGCGUGACGGGCCAUUGAUAACUGACAAGAGUCUCAAGGAGCUCCAGAGCUCCAGUUCAGACCUUCACCGCUUCAUCAGUCAGGAUCUAUACACAGUAUCUCUCAACGUGAACAUCAGCCCCAAGUAUAACCAUCUGCAGCCUCUGAGCAUUCAAGCUGUGGAUGGUGACUUCAAAACCAGCAGUAAACUCUGACAUUCACCUAUCUUAACAUGCUGAAACAAUGGAAAGAAUAAAAAAAGAAUCUGUAUUGAUUUUAUACAUUUCUCUUAAAGGCAAACAGAUGUGGCCCUUGACCUACACAAUGCAGUUUUAAUUUUGCUUUAAUACUUGUGUUCAAUCCAAUUUGAUAGAGCAUUUGAGAAAAGUGCAAUGGUCAAAGGUUCCAUCUCCAGCUAACAAACAUACUUCUAAAGCUUUCCUGUAGCUCAGUGGUAAGAGCAUGGUUGUGGGUUUGAUCCCAGGGGAUCACAUACCUAUGUAUAGAAUAUUGCAAUGCAAGUCGCUUUGGAUAAAAGUGUCUAUCAAAUGCAUAAAUGUAAAUAAAGGACAGGUACACAUUGAUAAAUUAAAGAUUGGAUAAAUGUGUAUCUGUAAAAUACACAGUGUCCUAAAUUAAAGUAAAACUAAAUAACAUUCAUUUUGCGUUUAUUUCAACAUGACUAUGUAUAGAAAAUAUCACUCAGCAUCAAAGGUCUAAUUCAUAGUGGUUUACAGUAAAUGAAGACACAAAGCAUGGCAAAAACUUUGAAGUCAUUUUUGUGACCAGUUUUAAAGGUAAUGCAAUAUAGGCACAAUAACUGACACCGUGUAUAAUAUCAGUGUUAAGGUAAGAUGCAAUGUUCCUAAAUGACAGGUCAUUAUUUAUUUUUAAUACUAAAACGUGAUAACCGAGGCAUACAGUGCAAGUUAUAUAAAAGGUAGAACUAUAGCCCAAACAAAUUUGAUACUUAUGUGCUUUUUAGAUUAUAGCCCAUAUAAAGUCUUGACAAAUGGCACUGCUGGAGGAUCAUACAUCACAAAACGUUGUAAAAAUGUAUAUCUUUAUCAAGAACUGUGGACAAAUGAAGUGACUAUCAAAAAAAAAAAAAUUGCUCAUUUGAACCCAACAAUUGUUAUGUAUGGUAUUAUUUCUUUAUUAAAAAGGAGUUCAGACACAAUGUGUGUGAAUGUUUUCAAACAGUUUAAUACAUAUACGAAAGUAGCAGUUAACUGCUUUGAGUUUCCACUGUGCUAUAUUUCUGUAGAGACAGUAGCGUGAAAAAUCCUUAACCAAACUCAUACAACACACUUGAUUUAGACACCUAAGAAAUUCAGCACUCUCUACACUUUCCAUGAAAACCACACAACUGAAAUGACAAAAAACUAAAAUUUUAAUUUAAAGGCUGUUUUGUGGACUAUUUGUUUUGGUUGAUGUUUGGUCAUGUGUUACAGUCUACAUGCUCUACCUAACGGGAUUUACAUUGUGAAACAGAAGUUCUGAAGUAGAAAAAAGAAAAAUCUGUACAAAUCUUAAAUGUUAAAUACAAUCACUCUGUACCAAUAAUGACAAACAUCCCACAGGAAAUCUGAGAACAAAACAGCAGCUUAAAAUUCUAGAUAGAAAACAUCAACCACCUCAAUCCCAAUUAGAAGUCUGUCUGCAUAAAAUAAAAUAAAGGGGGUGAAGAAUCCUAAAUGUAGCUCUUCUUCAUUAAUGGAAACAUGGAUAUUAGAAGGCUGCCCCCUCAGCUGCAGUUGAGCGCUAUAACCCAGUCCACAACUUUUGAUCACAACAAACACAAAUGUCAAAUGAUAAACAAAAGAACAAAAGUGUAAAACAGAUGUAUGAUUGUAACAAAUGCUCAACCAAACAAUACAUCUUAAAAUAAUAAGUUCACUGUUGUAGGCAUGAUCACUUAUUUCAUGUGAUGACUCGAAAACCUCUUUAAUUUUAAGAACACAUUUUAAAUUUGCCCACUUUAAACCAAAACACACUGUCAUGUCUUUCUCUGAACGUAGAACAUGUCAUAAUAGCAUGACGUGAAACAUACCGAUAAUGUAACCAACAUCAACAUGCAAAACUUUUGGCACCACUUUAUUCAUCUGAACUUUUUUUAAACAAAACUAAAUCACAUUUUGCUGAGGAUUUCAGUGCACUUACAAAAAACAUGCAUGCUUAAUAUUCACCUGCGACAAGAAAUUCAACUCUGCUUAGUCUAUGCAUUUUAUUUCAGACUAAUCCUGAUUUUCACACAAUAAGGAAAUAAAAAACAUGUGCCUGUAUUGGGUCGACACACAAAGAAAAAAGGCAAUUCAAGUGUCUAUUGUAUGUCACUCUGUUAAUAAAAACUCCCAAAAUUACAUCAUGCCAACUAACCUAACACAAAAUUACAAAGCUUAUCCUCGAUUUCAGCAAAAUGUGACGAAAACAUCCUCUAAAAAGGUUUAGAACUAACAAGUGAGAGAAAGAGGGAAACACACCCACACUUGAACACACAACAGUGAUUCUAUAAACUGAAUGGCUGCUUUGAGAAAACAAAAAUCAAAAAGGAGUACAAUUUGAGGCGUUAGGAAGACUGCUUUAAAACAAUAAAAAAUUGAUCAAGAAAACAAAUUAAACAAGGAAAAUUAAAAGCUUCUGCAAAAAUCUAGUGGUUAUGUUUGUACGUUCUAGAAAAAUAGACUCUUUGCUCUGAACGAUUUUCAUGAAACUUUUUACACGCAAGCAGUCUUUCUAACGCUCCCUAUUGGCAGCACAAAUGACAGAAAUGAACAUCACACAAAGGAAAAAACAAAGUAAUCAACAGCGUCAAAAGUUAACAAAAAAGGUCAAGUGUGAAAUUUCAAGCGCCAGAGAAGCGAAGAGGACAACGGACUGGACGAUGAACUUUUGACGUCACAUCAACAUGCUAGGCAAACGAUGACAAACGGGCACGAAGAUAUC